AAGGGAACUGACUGGGAGGCAGAGAAGAUGGGCAUCCUCAGCGUAGACUUGCUGAUCACACUGCAAAUUCUGCCAGUUUUUUUCUCCAACUGCCUCUUCCUGGCACUCUAUGACUCGGUCAUUCUCCUCAAGCACGUGGUGCUGCUGCUGAGCCGCUCCAAGUCCACUCGCGGGGAGUGGAGGCGCAUGCUGACCUCAGAGGGAAUGCGCUGCAUCUGGAAGAGCUUCCUCCUCGAUGCCUACAAGCAGGUGAAAUUGGGUGAAGAUGCCCCCAAUUCCAGUGUGGUACAUGUCUCUAAUUCUGAAGGAGGUGACAACAGUAGAAAUGGUGCCCAGGUGAAGAUAGUUGAUGGAGGCGAGUGCCACCUUCUUGACUUUGCCAGCCCUGAGCGUCCACUGGUGGUCAAUUUUGGCUCAGCCACUUGACCUCCUUUUACUAGCCAGCUGCCAGCCUUCAGCAAACUGGUGGAAGAGUUCUCAUCAGUGGCUGACUUCCUGUUGGUCUACAUUGAUGAGGCUCAUCCUUCAGAUGGUUGGGCAGUGCCUGGUGAUUCUUCUUUGUCUUUUGAAGUGAAGAAGCACCGGAACCAAGAAGACCGAUGUGCAGCAGCCCACCAGCUUCUGGAGCAUUUCUCCUUGCCGCCCCAGUGCCGAGUUGUGGCUGACCGCAUGGACAAUAAUGCCAAUGUAGCUUAUGGUGUAGCCUUUGAACGUGUGUGUAUUGUGCAGAGACAGAAAAUUGCUUAUCUAGGAGGGAAGGGGCCCUUCUACUACAACCUUCAAGAAGUCCGGCGUUGGCUGGAGAAGAAUUUCAGCAAAAUGAAAUCUAGAUUAGCUGGUUGA
Messenger RNA from Lynx canadensis (Canada lynx), 843 nucleotides. It is a transcript of the gene DIO2, whose product is annotated as iodothyronine deiodinase 2. Gene Ontology annotation, molecular function: thyroxine 5'-deiodinase activity. Lineage: Eukaryota; Metazoa; Chordata; Mammalia; Carnivora; Felidae. The record is from RefSeq and is a predicted model, not a curated record.